CUUAAUGGUCGUUAGUUAUAGGCUACUGUAGCACUGUGUUGCAUUUCCUAAUAAAACAUACUGUACAGUUGCAUCACAAAUCUUAAAUGUACAUUAUCUUAUAUAAAUGUACAUAGAUUUAAAUAUAUUUAGUAUAUUUCGUUGGUGGAUGCAGAGAAGCACCUACUAGUUUAUGCAGUUUUAUUGGAUGGUAAAAAUCUAAAGCAGGAACUUCAUGUGCAAAGGCAUCACACUCUCUUAAAUUAAAGCCAAUCCUCAACAGUCUCUCAUAUCACGAAUGCGCGCGUUGGAAAACAGCAAGUUCACAUGAAGUGCAUUUGAACUGCACAAGUUACGGAAAUCGAUUGUAUGGUCCGGAAUGGUUCAAGACUUUUGCAACAGUUUUUGAUCAAAAGUAUUGUCGGACUCCAUCUCCUUGGAAUUCUUUUAUUAUUAUUAUUAUUCUAAAUCCUCAAUGACUGAAGAAAACUCAUCUGAACAAGAUUGUAUGUUGGUUAAUUACUGCUGGAACCAAGAAGUUAAGGGCAGAGGAACAUAGAGGGAAAUAAGAAGUUCAAAAUCUCUCUACACAUAAGUUUUAAACAUGGAAACUCAAGACCCUGAUGUUAUUGAGGCAGUAAAGUUAUCAGGGGAAUCCACACUGGAAAAAGCUACAGCAAAAGCUAAAGCAGAAUUUGAACAGUUGUUAAAUGUUUCACUUAACAUCGCUGUGACUGGAAGGACAGGAGCUGGGAAAUCCUCCUUUGUAAAUGCACUUAGGGGUUUAGGAGAUGAUGCUGAUGGAGCAGCCCUCACUGGAGUCACAGAAACUACAAUGAAGGCCACCAUGUAUGAGCACCCUGCGAUGCCAAAUGUGAAAGUCUGGGAUCUGCCUGGAAUAGGAAGUCCAAACUUUAAAGCAAAUAAAUACCUUAAAGAUGUCAAAUUCAGCACAUAUGAUUUCUUCAUCAUCCUUAGCUCAGAGAGGUUCCAGCAGAAUGACAUCAUGCUGGCUAAAGAAAUAAAAAAUGCAAAGAAAAAAUUUUACUUUGUUCGAUCCAAGAUUGACAAUGACAUCUUGGCAGAGCAAAGGAAAAAGGAGUUUGAUGAGCAGAAAACUCUUUCUAAAAUAAGAGAGGACUGUCAGAAAAACUUGAAAGAGGUGGGAAACCCCAAGAUUUUCUUGAUAUCAGUUUAUGACUUAGAGAAAUAUGAUUUUGAAAAGCUUCAAAACUCCCUGGAAGAAGAGCUUCCACAGCAUAAGAGAUCUGCUCUUCUACAAGCCUGGCCAGUGUGCUCUGCUGAGUCUCUCGAGAAGAAGAUUACAUUUUUUAAAAGAGUGAUCUGGGCUGCAGCUCUCGCCUCUGCUGGUAUAGCAGUUGUCCCUGUGCCUGGCCUGUCAGCAGCAUGUGAUGCAGGGAUUGUGUUGCUUUUCUUCACAAGAUGCUACUAUGCAUUUGGCUUGGAUGAUGGAUCAAUUAAAAAGCUUUCAGAAAAAGUGAACAAGCCGUUGCAGAAAUAUCUGGGUAAAUCAAAGAUUGCUGCUGCCAUCCAAAAUAAAACACUUACCAGAUUACAAGUUUCUGCAUCAAUCGCAACACUGGCUACCUUUGAAUGGUUUGCUAGUCUCUUUCCAGGUGUGGGCAGUGUUGCUGCUGCAGGAUUGUCCUUUGGCACUACACUUUACCUCUUGAGAGAAGGAUUAAAUGAACUGGCAAAUACUGCUAGAGAAAUCAGAAAAGAAGCUGGACUGGACCCGAUGUGCAGUAACUCCUAGCUGGCCUGAACAUAUGUUUUGUUUUUUAUAAUCAUCUAAAGAAUGUGUGUUGUCUAUUGCUUUUGUUUAUUGACCUUGUAAUGGAAAUUUAUUAAGACUUUGUAUUCUAUUGUUUCUCUACUUUGUACUUUGAGGUCUCUCUGUCUAUUCUCUCACCUGCAUACCAUAUAAUGUGUGGGCGCUCUGUACUAUGCUUGGUGAUAAAAUGUGUGAGUCCUUUAUGUAACCCUACUUUUCAUUCUGCCCAGCAACAGCGUUAGUAGAGUAAGACACGAGAUGUUCACAUGCCUGAGGCAUGGACGAAGCAUGGACACUGAGUGGUCAGUGAAGAGAGGGGCCAGUCUGCUCCUGGCACAGGGUAUCACUGAAAAAAUGCAGAGCAAAAAGCUCUUUUUGCUCUGAAAAAAGAGCAAAAAGCUCUUUUUGCUCUGCACCUGUGGAAACUUUUGAUUUCUGUAGACUACUUCCAAAGAUAUUUUCUGACUCUGAGUCUCUUAUUUUACAAAAUUUCCACAACAAUCUAUUACCUGUAGAAACAGGUUCUGCCUCUGUCAUGGACUAAAUAUUCAUAUGAUGUUGUUUGUUAGAUUGUGUGCUGAUGUUGGAGUUAUGUCAUGAUGAGUGCCAGACUGUAUACAUUUAUAUUUGAUCAGUUUAAACAGUUUCAUUUUGGGCUUUUAUUUAUUGCAUCUUUAAUAAUUUUCACUGCUAAGACACCAAAAUGUUAUCUCAAUCUCAUAAUUUUGCAGUUGCAUAGAAUCAUGUAUAAUGUACAGUAUAAUACGUAAUAAAAUAAAAAUGUGUUUUAUAUUUUUGUUGAUUUUUGUGAUACAUUUUUUUCUAUCAGGAAGACUCGCAGACUUGAGUGAAAUUUAAGAUUACAUUUAUUUGAUAAACAUUAAACAGAAAAGUAAUGUCUCUCUUUGGCGUAGGCCCUGUCUAGCGGUUCGAAGAAGUUGUACUUGGAACCAUCAUAUCCUGCCGGACUCAACUGGUGGCGGUGGGGUGGUGGAGGUUGCUAUGUUAGCACACUGAAACAGCAAUGUGAUAGAUUGUGAGCAGACUUAUAAAGCAAUGGCUUACAUGUGAUUAACUGGGAAUUACCCAGCUAAUGGUGCGAUGAUGUACAGCUGCUAGUCUUAUCGCUUACAUGUACCGUAUAUGCCACUAUACAACUAUACUAUACUUAAUUUUUAACAAACUUCCCAACUGUUCAUAACCAGUUAAAGAAGUCAUCAUGACCUGUGUUGUAAUGAGUUGUAAUGAGUGUUGUAAUGACAAUUAAGUUUAAUUUGGAAACUAUACAUGGCACAGGAUGAUAGGUCAACCAGGCACUCCUCUGUCUACUGCCUCUUUCCCUCUUUUAAAAAUAUAUAAAACUGGUACUCAUCUAACACUAUGCCCCUUCAACUGGCCACAGCAGGGCCGUUAGAUGCAGCGUUCACCCUCCACCAUCCCCAGCCCCACCUGCCUAGAUCUGCUUAAUGCAAGAUGUAUCUUGCUGUUUGUACAGUAGUAGCAGCAUGACACUUCUGUCUUAGCAGCAUCAUGUGUCCAUGAAAACAGCAGCAGCAUAUUGACUCAUUUCAAGCAGCAGCAGCAGCAGCAGCAGCAGCAGCAGCAUAUGUAAAUAUCUAGUCUGCCAAUACCAAAUCUACUCCAC
Messenger RNA from Xyrauchen texanus (razorback sucker), 3419 nucleotides. RefSeq names its product interferon-inducible GTPase 5-like. Lineage: Eukaryota; Metazoa; Chordata; Actinopteri; Cypriniformes; Catostomidae. Gene Ontology annotation, cellular component: membrane. The coding region runs from base 584 to 1756 and encodes 390 amino acids. The record is from RefSeq and is a predicted model, not a curated record. The transcript is spliced from 4 exons. Gene Ontology annotation, molecular function: GTP binding.